AAAAUAUCCCGAGAGGAGCAAAAGUGGAUAAGAAAAACUAUGGAAAAAAGAGAAAUAAGAGUCCGACUCCGUCCUCCCUCACCAGUCUUCUUCUUCUCCCUCAGUCGUCUGUAGCCGGCGUUGGACAUGGCUGUCUCGGUAGCAUGCUGCGGCGUCUCCUUCGUAAAUGCACCCGCUAAACUCCUCCAAUCUUCGUCAGCCCUCUGUUUCCGAGCUAGCUCGAGUUGUAAACUAAACCCAGAGAAGAAGAAGUACACAUUGAGAGUGAGAGAUGAACAUAGUAGUAACGAUGGACCCCAACCGAUGGCUUUCAAGUCGUCGCCGUUUGGGUCUUCUCAACAGAAAAAGGAUAAAAAGGAGUCUCAGCCUACUGAUUUGCGGCAGACUGAUCCUGCCAAGAUUCACGAUGCUUCCUUUCUCGACGCCGUUGUUAAGGUUUACUGCACUCAUACAGCGCCUGAUUACUCCCUCCCUUGGCAGAAGCAACGACAGUUUACCAGCACUGGAAGUGCUUUUAUGAUUGGAGAUGGCAAGCUCUUGACCAAUGCCCACUGCGUCGAACAUGAUACCCAGGUUUACUUUCCCCUUCUUUUCUACUUUCCCCUUUUCUUCUUCUUCUUCUUAACUUUCUUUCUUGAUCAGGUUAAAGUUAAGAGAAGAGGAGAUGAUAGAAAGUACGUGGCUAAGGUUUUGGUAAGAGGUGUGGACUGUGACAUCGCUUUGCUCUCUGUAGAAAGCGAGGAUUUCUGGAAAGGAGCUGAACCACUUCGCUUUGGCCAUUUACCCCGCCUUCAGGAUUCAGUUACUGUCGUUGGGUAUCCUCUGGGAGGAGAUACUAUCUCUGUUACAAAAGGGGUUGUAUCACGUAUCGAGGUAACAUCAUAUGCUCAUGGAUCAUCUGACUUGCUUGGCAUUCAAAUCGACGCAGCAAUUAAUCCAGGGAAUAGUGGUGGCCCUGCUUUCAACGACCAGGGGGAAUGUAUUGGAGUAGCAUUUCAGGUUUACAGAUCCGAAGAGACCGAAAAUAUUGGAUACGUUAUUCCAACAACAGUUGUUUCUCACUUCUUGACUGAUUAUGAGAGGAACGCAAAGUACACUGGUUACCCUUGCCUUGGAGUAUUGCUGCAGAAAUUGGAAAAUCCAGCUCUGCGGGAGUGCCUAAAAGUCCCUACAAAUGAGGGGGUGUUGGUGCGAAGAGUUGAACCUACAUCUGAUGCAAGUAAAGUCCUGAAGGAGGGAGAUGUGAUUGUAAGUUUUGAUGAUCUACGUGUGGGAUGUGAAGGAACUGUACCCUUCAGAUCAAGUGAACGCAUUGCAUUCCGUUAUCUCAUCAGUCAAAAAUUUGCAGGUGAUAUCGUAGAGCUUGGUAUCAUUAGAGCAGGAGAACCUAAGAAAGUUCAAGUUGUUCUGAGGCCAAGAGUGCACCUGGUCCCGUACCAUAUUGAUGGAGGUCAGCCAUCAUACAUAAUAAUUGCUGGUUUGGUGUUUACUCCGCUCUCAGAACCCCUGAUAGAGGAGGAAUGCGAGGACAGCAUAGGCUUGAAAUUGCUAACAAAGGCACGCUACUCCGUGGCAAGGUUCAGAGGAGAACAAAUCGUCAUCCUAUCACAGGUUUUGGCAAAUGAAGUAAACAUUGGCUAUGAAGACAUGAACAACCAGCAGGUCCUGAAGUUCAAUGGAACUCAUAUAAGAAACAUCCAUCAUCUGGCACACCUCAUUGACAUGUGCAAUGACAAGUACCUGGUUUUUGAGUUUGAAGACAACUAUGUCGCCGUGUUGGAGAGAGAAGCUUCGAAUUCGGCUUCUUUGUGCAUCCUCAAAGACUAUGGAAUUCCCUCAGAAAGAUCCGCUGAUCUGCGUGAGCCAUAUGUAGAUCCAGUACAUGACAACGAAGCACUUGACCAAGGUUUUGGAGACAGCCCUGUGUCAAAUCUAGAAAUUGGCUUCGAUGGACUGGUGUGGGCAUAAGGGUUCAGAGAAACAGAGUUUAAAAAAAAAAAAAAAAAUCCGCAGACGGAAGCUGCUGGGAGCUUCCCAUAGCCUAUGGGAAAGCUCUCAGAUUCAUACUCAUUCAUAAGGUCUUGACCUGUUCCAAGCUCAGUUUAUUUAUUUCUUCAGAUCUCUAGGGGCUGAAUUUGAUAGAAAAUUCCCCAUAAGAUUGUUCUCCCUUGUGUUCAGAUGAGUGUAGUAGUCUAGUGGAAGAAAGUCAACAUUUUAUACUUAAUGUCUGAUUUUGAUGAGAAAUGAAAUGCAGUAAUGUCUGCUCUUACCAUAA
Molecule: messenger RNA, 2275 nt
Organism: Brassica napus (rape)
Lineage: Eukaryota; Viridiplantae; Streptophyta; Magnoliopsida; Brassicales; Brassicaceae
Product: protease Do-like 2, chloroplastic
Exons: 18
Coding region: 127-1968 (613 amino acids)
Biological process (GO): proteolysis
Molecular function (GO): protein binding; serine-type endopeptidase activity
Source: RefSeq, a predicted model, not a curated record